AUGCCCAAAGACAGACACUCCAGAGACAUAUCUCCUGCUCAGCGCGAUCGUAGCGCCUACAAGCGCAAACACCGCGAAGCCUCCGAUGACGCUCCACCGGCCAAGAAGAAAAUCCAACUCGGAACACAAAAGCGCGAAAAGAACGAAUAUCCCUCCGUCAACGAACUGAAGAGACGUAUUCGUGCCGUCAAACGACUCUUGGAGAAGGUGGACUUGCCCGCUGAUGCACGAAUCGUUCAAGAACGAGCGUUAUCAGGGUAUGAGAAGGACUUGGAGGAUGAGAUGCAGCGACGGGAUAGGUCGCAGAUGAUCAAGAAGUAUCACUUCGUUAGAUUCUUAGACCGCAAAUCAGCAACCAAAGACCUCAAGCGUCUCCAGCGCCGCGAAACGGAAACUACGGACCAGGAAGCUCUUGAGUCCCUCCACGAGGAACUUCACGCCGCCCGCGUCAGCCUCAACUACACAAUCUACUACCCGCUCAACGAUAAAUAUAUCUCCCUCUACGCAGAACAGAAGCAGAAGAAGCCUUCUCAGUCUGAGUCCGCGGACGAUACCUAUUCUGGAGCUGAUGAGAAGGAUACCACUGUGACGAUGACUCUGGCGAAUACGGAGAAGCCACCCAUGUGGUUUACCGUCGAGAAGUGCAUGGAAGAGGGUACGCUCGAUCUGUUACGGGAGGGCAAGUUGAACAUCCCAGGAGAGAGUGGAGGGGACACGAAGAAGGCAUCGACAACGACGGAGAAGAAGAAGGGCGUUGCCAAGAAGGCUAGCAAGGAAUCGAAGAAACCAAUGGAAAAGAAAGACAGCCGCACCAAAUCAAAGCAGGAGCCGGAGCCGGAGCCUGUCAAUCGAAGAAGCAGGCGUAAUGCUGCCAGAGAAGAGGCGAUCAUGCGCAAGGCCCAGACGGAUGACGGCGAUGAUAGCGAUGGUGGUUUCUUUGAGAUGUGA
This is a messenger RNA of Aspergillus ruber CBS 135680, 948 nucleotides long. RefSeq names its product Efg1 domain-containing protein. Bases 1 to 948 code for a protein of 315 amino acids. Lineage: Eukaryota; Fungi; Ascomycota; Eurotiomycetes; Eurotiales; Aspergillaceae. Gene Ontology annotation, cellular component: nucleolus; preribosome, small subunit precursor. The transcript has 2 exons. Gene Ontology annotation, biological process: maturation of SSU-rRNA from tricistronic rRNA transcript (SSU-rRNA, 5.8S rRNA, LSU-rRNA). The record is from RefSeq and is a predicted model, not a curated record.